CACACACACACAUACACACUCACACACACUGGACACACCUUACCUCGUCAGGGCGUGUGCGUAAACAGGUGCGGAAGCGCUCGUGCCAGACUCUCCCGUCGUCUGUGGGGACCAUGCGGGGACUCAUCGCGCACCUGCACAGCUCGGAGCUCGUGGCUCGCUUCCAACGGGCAUGUGGUCUUUACCCAGCCACGAGCACCGAGGAGAAGUCCGUCCGCGGUCAUUCUGUGGACGACCGCGCAGUCCCAAACGGAAACACCGGCGUUCUCAGACACCGAGCUGAGGCAGACACCGGGAAGUUACACCGGGGCACGAAAGAGGAGGACAACAACUCAAACUACAAGUGCUCCGGAGACGCAGAGGAAUAUGUGGUCAGGAACCGGCCUCUCCACUUCCUCUUCCUGGUCUCGGCAGCUCUGGGAAAUGAAGUCUUCUACAUCUCCUUCCUGCCCUGCCUGCACUGGAGCCUGGACCCCUUCCUGUGCAGACGCUGCGCCAACAUGUGGGCAGUGGUGAUGUAUGUGGGCCAGGUGCUGAAGGACGUGCUGAAGCUGCCCAGGCCUCUGGCGCCCCCGGUGGUGAAGCUGGAGAGUCGCGUGAACGCAGAGUACGGCCUCCCCUCCACACACGCCAUGGCUGCUACCGCCAUCUCCUUCACCCUGCUGCUCAGCGCACCUCAGAGAGUACAGUUUCAGUGGGAGGUUGGUGUGUUCUUGGCGGUGCUGCUGUCAUCGCUGGUGUGUUUGAGUCGCCUUUACACGGGUAUGCACUCAGCUCUGGACGUGAUCUGCGGCGUGCUGCUCACCGCCGUUGUCAUGGCGACGUCCUACCCGCUGUGGGCGUGGCUUGACGAGGCGCAGCUGCGCGGCCGGCUCUCCCCCGUGCUGGCGUUGGUUCUGCCCGCGCUGCUGUGCUGCGCCUACCCCGAGCCGGACCACUACAGCACCACGCGGGGGGACACCACCAUCAUCCUGGGCGCCGCCGCCGGCUGCUGGCUCGGCUAUUGGCUGAACGAGCGGUGGGGGCGGACCUUCGAGCCUGAGGGACCCCUCCCGGUGACCCUGCGACCUCUGACCCCGGCGACCUUUGGCCUGGGGGUGGCGCGGUUCGUGGUGGGCGUGCUGGUGCUGGUGGGCACGAGGCAGGUCAUGCGCUGGGCCAGCCUGGCGCUGGUGUGUCGUUACCAUGGGGAGUCGCCUAGCAACGCGGAGGCACGGCGCAGGAGGGAGAUCGAGGUGCCGUAUAAGUUCGUGACCUACACGGCCGUGGGAUUGGUCAACACCCUGCUGGUCAACAGACUCUUCGUCCAGCUGGGCCUGCUCUGACCACGGAGCACUGCCGCAAACCCGUGUGUGUGUGUGUGUGUGUGUGUGUGUGCGUGUGUGUGUGUGUUUUCAUACGUGUAUGUGUGUGUGUGUGUGUGUUUUCAUACGUGUAUGUGGGUGUGUGUGUGUGUGUGUGUGUGUGUUUUCAUAAGUGUGUGUGUGUGUUUUCAUACGUGUGUGUGUGUGUGUGUGUGUGUGUGUGUUUUCAUACGUGUGUGUGUGUGUAUAUACUGAUAACCUAUGGUCCCUAGUGUGUGUGUGUGUGUGUGCUUUCACAUUUGUGUGUGUAUACUAAUAACCUGUGGUCCCUAGUGUGUGUGUGUACUGAUAACCUGUGGUCAUAGUGUGUGUGUGUGUUUUCAUAUAUGUGUGUUUGUACUGGUAACCAAUGGUCCUUAGUGUGUGUGUUUUCAUGUGUGUGUGUGUGUGUGUGUUUGUGUGUGUGUGUGCUCAUAACCUAUGUUCCUUUGUUUGUUUGUGUGUGUGUGUGUGUGUGUGCACAUGUACAUUGUUACACCCUGUAGAUGUGUGUAUAAAGAGUUGUUUGUGAUAUAGCUAAAUAAAAAUAUGCAAAC
Molecule: messenger RNA, 1900 nt
Organism: Sardina pilchardus (European sardine)
Lineage: Eukaryota; Metazoa; Chordata; Actinopteri; Clupeiformes; Clupeidae
Gene: sgpp2
Product: sphingosine-1-phosphate phosphatase 2
Exons: 5
Coding region: 114-1325 (403 amino acids)
Biological process (GO): sphingosine metabolic process
Cellular component (GO): endoplasmic reticulum membrane
Molecular function (GO): sphingosine-1-phosphate phosphatase activity
Source: RefSeq, a predicted model, not a curated record